Molecule: messenger RNA, 1055 nt
Organism: Leptonychotes weddellii (Weddell seal)
Lineage: Eukaryota; Metazoa; Chordata; Mammalia; Carnivora; Phocidae
Source: RefSeq, a predicted model, not a curated record
AUGGCCUGGGGCGGCAGCCAGAACCUCUCCACGCAGGGGCUGUUCAUCCUGCUGGGCUUCCCGGGGCCGCAGGGCCUGCACGUGGGGCUCUUCCUCCUCUUCCUGGUCAUGCACGUGCUUACGGUGGUCGGCAACCUGGCCACCAUCUCCCUGGUCGGGGCGCACCGGCGCCUGCAGACGCCCAUGUACUUCCUCCUCUGCAACCUCUCCUUCCUGGAGAUCUGGUUCACCGCGGCCUGUGUGCCCAAGACCCUGGCCACGUUCGCCCCGCGCAGGGCCAUCUCCUUCACCGGCUGCGCGCAGAUGUCCUUCGUCGUCUCGCUGGGCUGCGCCGAGUACUUCCUGCUGGCUGCCGUGCCUUACGACCGCCGCCCGGCCAUCUGCCUGCCACCGCGCUACAGCAGCCUCAGGACCCCCGGCCUCUCCGCCCGCCUCGCUCUGGGCUCCUGGCUGUGCGCCUUCUCCGCCGUCACCGUGCCGGCCACCCUCUCCGCCCGCCUCUCCUCCUGCGGCUCCCGCCUUAUCAACCACUUCUGGGACAUCGCGCCCUGCGUCGUGCUGUCCUGCAGCGACACGCGGGCCGUGGAGCUGGCGUCCUUGGCGUCCUUCCUCGUCAUCCUGGGCUCCUGCUUCAUCCCGCUGGUCUCCUACGCCUACAUCAUCGGCACCGUCUUCAGGAUUCGCUCCGCCGCCGAUCGGCACAGAGCCUUUUCCACCUGUUCCUCCCACCUCACGGUGGUCCUCAUCUGGUAUGGCUCCAUCAUCUUCCUGCUUGUGAGGACCUCAGUGGAGAGCUCGCUGGACCUGACCAAGGCCGUCACAGUGCUUAACACUGUUGUCACCCCGGUGCUGAAUCCCUUCAUAUACACCCUGAGGAACAAGGACAUCAAGGAGGCUCUGUGGAGGUGGGUGCAGGGGAUGUGAGCCCCUCGGAGACCACCCAGCAAGACUGGGACAUCUGACUGUCCCCUCUGUGGGAGCCAGUUCUCAGCAUCAUUCUCUCUGCAUGGACUGAAAACAGCACCCUGAUAUCGCAGCGUGGUCCGGGGCUCUUG